GAGUUGGGGAAAAAGAAGCCAGAUGCAAAAAUGUUUGAUUUCCAAGAACAAUCAAGUUUGACCAGAAACAUCACACAUAACUCAGCAAAUAUUGAAGAGGAUCUGAAACCAAGAGGGCUAUGUGGAUUGAAUAACAUGGGUAACACAUGCUAUAUGAAUUCUGCCAUCCAAUCACUAUCAAACUGCGUGCCACUUACUCAGUUUUUCUUGAAAUGUGAUGCAUUCAUCACUGGACCAGAAACUGGAAAACCGAGUGUUGCAGUUGAGUAUUGCAAACUGAUGAGAAUAUUAUGGGGAUAUGAAAGGCAAAGAUCGAUUAAUCCAUUGGCGCUGGCGAGGUCAAUUAGAUUGAUUUAUACCCAGUUCAAAUGGUAUGCACAACAGGACUCUCAAGAGUUUCUUCGCUGCAUUAUGGAUCGUCUUCACGAUGAGCUCAAACGACCUGAAAUGGACUUUCAUUUAAAGCGAGGCCAGACGAGUCCAAAGAAAGGCCACAUUAAGCACGAAAGUAAGAAACUUCUUGGAGGACAAUUGGCAGAAGUCGAGCAAGCGAUGGAUGUCGAUGACCAAUCAGAUGAUGAGUACAGUGAACUGGGUGAAAAACAUCAAGACAGCAAUAAAAUUAAAGAAAACACAGUGGUCUAUCAUAGCAUCAUAUCUGACGUAUUUAACGGAAAAUUGAAGAGUCUUGUACAAUGCCUUGCUUGCAGUCGAGUCUCUACAACGAUAGAAAAUUUCCAGGAUCUUUCGCUUCCCAUUCCAGGAAAAGACGAUCUUAUGCAGAUCCAUUCCCAGCGCUCAACUAACCCCAUUUCCUGUUCGUCUAGUUUUUAUACCCAAGGAUGGUUCAGCAGUAUUUAUAGCUGGCUCGAAAGUUGGUUUGUUGGCCCCCAAGUCUCUCUUCAAGAUUGCCUUGCUGCAUUUUUCGCCAAAGAUGAACUUAAAGGUGACAAUAUGUACAAUUGUGAAAAGUGUAAUAAAUUAAGAAAUGGCGUGAAAUACCUCAAAGUUUUAUCUCUUCCAGAGGUUCUAUGUAUACAUUUAAAGCGUUUUAGACACGAAAUGCAUUAUUCAUCGAAAAUCAAUAAUCAUGUCAACUUUCCUGUCAAUGGAUUGGAUAUGAAGCCAUUUUUAGAUAAAGACUGGCAUUCAGAAUUUACAACAUAUGAUCUCUGUGCUGUUAUUACCCAUUUUGGCAAUGUUGGUGGUGGCCAUUAUAUUGCUUAUGCUAAAAACUGCAUCAAUGGUAAAUGGUAUGAAUUUAACGACUCGCUAAUCUCAGAAGUAUCUGAAUACGUGGUUGAGAGUACCGAGGCUUAUGUUUUGUUCUACAGCAAAAGGUCUUCCGCCGACCAGACGUUUCGAGCACACGUACGAGAAGCUAUAGAAAAGAUGAGCAACACGAAUCCUUGCCAGACAAGAUAUAUAUCCAGAGAAUGGUUUAAUAGAUUUGAAACAUGUGCAGAGCCAGGCCAAAUCUCAAACUUCGAUUUCUUAUGUCGACAUGGAGGAGUCCCGCCAUCUCUGUUUAGUCGAGUGAAAAGUAUGGUACUUGAUAUCCCUUUGGAAAUUUGGAGCACCCUUAGCCUGAGGUAUGGUGGUGGGCCUGAAGUUCGAAAACUAUCUGAGUGUCAUGAGUGCAAGGAUUUGCAGCGCCGACGUGAAAAAGAGUUGGAGUGCUUUUCAAAGCUUCAUGAUGCAUAUCAAAAUAAUCCUGACGAAAAGGCCGCUUAUGUCCUCAGCAUAACGUGGUACAAGCGCUGGCAUGCUUUUGCAAAAGGUGACGAGCAAGAACCCCCUGGCUCAAUCGAUAACACAAACAUUUUGGAGUUAAAAGGAACUGUCUACUCUUUGCUUGAAGAUUCUGAUUAUGGGUUGAUUUCAUCAGAAACUUGGCAGUUUUUUCAAUCUACAUACGGUGGAGGCCCUGAGUUUGUAUUUGAGAACAAACAAACAAUGUCGAAUAAAAGCACAAGUGAGGAGAAAGAAAAUACAAACUAACGUUAAAAGGCAGAGAAAACAGUAAUUGUAAGUGUAUAACCAGCGCCUUGACUGGAGAAACAUAGAUUUUUCGCGACAAACACGUAUAUGAAUUUAGUAGAAUGGAAUUGAUAGGUUAGUUGCUGGCCUGGAUCGCUUUACCUCCCCUGAAAAGGUACUAAGUGGAGUCAGCUUUUUAAAAAGAAAAUUUUUCUGAAUCAGAGGUAACCACUUUUUAAGAUCAGACUUGUAAAAAUAGAUCAUUAUCGCAAAUUAUCUAAAAACACAGUAUCGUGAGAAAAUCUUUUAAUACCUCAUUUCCAUAUACCUACGUUUAAUGAGGUAAUGCAUGUUUUUGUUCAAAGGAACCAGUUGGAAAGUUGUGUCAUAUGCGCCUGUUGAAGCCGAUCGAGUUAGAAUGGCCUUCUAGAGACCAUGUUGCUUAAAGUCUGUAUUUGAGAAAAUUGUUAUAGUAGGAUUUGAUUGAAUAAUUUUCAUUGGGAGCAUCCGAUGUUGUAUCGUCAUUGUAAAUAUCAUCCAACGCUCUGGAACCUUA
Messenger RNA from Rhopilema esculentum, 2536 nucleotides. NCBI's taxonomy places the organism in Eukaryota, Metazoa, Cnidaria, Scyphozoa, Rhizostomeae, Rhizostomatidae. The record is from RefSeq and is a predicted model, not a curated record.